CACUAGUGAUUUGUCCUCGCAAUCAUUUCAUUUCUAAACAGCGAAAAAAAAGAAAAAAAAAAAUUAAACCAGAGCUGCCAUGAAAGCUCGAUCUGUAAAGCUUAAAGAAGCACAUCAGAGUAAUGGAUCUAAAUCCAGUUGUUCUAUUAUCUGGGAUCUUGAAUCUCAACAUCUCGUUACUUCUUCCACUUCUGAUACUAAAAUCUCUAUACAUGAUGCACUUUUACCUGCAAAACCUCCAAAACUUGUCUCUCAUCAUAAGGAAGGUGUUACAGCUUUAGCACUUAAUCCUAAUUCUUCAUGUCUUGCUUCUGGUUCACUCGAUCGUUCUGUCUCACUCUAUAAUUUUCCAGGUGGAAAAUUUCAAACCAAUAUAACCAGGUUCACGUUGCCGAUACGUUGUCUUGCUUUUAGUAAGUCAGGUAGUUUGUUGGCUGCUGCCGGUGAUGACGAGGGUAUUAAAUUGAUAAACACAAUUGAUAACACAAUUGAUAGGGUUCUGAAAGAACACAAAGGACCUGUAACUGGAUUAGCUUUUGAUCCAACUGGUGAGUACUUGGCAUCUGUAGAUUCAAUUGGUACUGUGAUAUUUUGGGAACUGUCCACUAGGACACCAAUAAAUAUUCUUGAAAGGGUUGCUCCUCACUAUGGCACAGACACGUCUGUCCCGAAUGUAUUGUGCUGGAGUCCAUCUGGGGAUGUCUUAGCUGUCCCGGGUUUGAAAAACGAUGUUGUCAUGUAUGAUAAAGAUACAGCAGAGAAAGUUGGUUCACUCAAAGGUGACCAUUCAGAAUCUGUUUGUUUCAUGUCUUGGUCACCUAAUGGAAAAUACAUGGCUACAUCUAGCUUAGAUAAGCAGAUUUUGGUGUGGGAUGUUGUCAAGAAGCAGGAUAUAAAUCGCCAAAAGUUUGAAGACAUAAUCUGUUCUAUGGCUUGGAAGCCAACUGGGAAUGCUUUAGCUGUAAUCGAUGUUAUGGGGAAGUAUGGGGUGUGGGAUUCCGUUGUUCCUUCACAUAUGAAUUCUCCUCUAGAAGGUGCUCCAAAACCAAGAAGUAAUGGGUUGGAUUUAUUUGAUGAAGAUACUCAAGAACCUAGUGGUUCUGGUAGUUUGAGUAAUGUUGGUGAAAGUAGCUUUGGCGAGCCUGAGCCACCUCAGAAAAAAAGACUUAGGAAACAGACUGAAUUUGAUAUGUUAGAUGAAGAUGAUGAUGGUGCAGUAGGCAUUCCUACCAAGGCUGAACCUCUCAAAAAAGCUUCUCAUAUUCACAAGAAACCUAAAGAUGACGUAUAUGAGGAAUUUGGUAGCGGAAUGAAGCUUGGAAGACCAAAAAUGCAGGAUGCUUUUCAGCCAGGCUGUACACCGUUUCAGAGUGGGAAACGACGUUUCCUUUGUUACAACAUGCUUGGAGUCAUUACUACGGUGGAGACUGAUGAAUAUUCCCACAUAGAGGUUGACUUCCAUGACACUGAUAAAGGCCUUCGAGUACCCUCAAUGACUGAUCAUUUUGGUUUUACGAUGGCUUCACUUAAUGAGAAUGGAAGUGUAUUUGCAAAUCCAUGCAAGGGCGAGAAUAAUAUGAGUACUCUUAUGUAUCGCCCAUUCAGUAGCUGGGCUAACAACAGCGAGUGGUCAAUGCGUUUUGAGGGAGAAGAAGUUAAGGCUGUGGCUCUUGGUACUGGUUGGGUUGCUGCUGUUACCAGUUUAAAUUAUCUACGCAUAUUCACUGAAGGUGGACUGCAGAAGCAUGUUGUCUCUCUGGAUGGGCCUGUGGUGACGGCAUCUGGCUUCAAGGAUGAGCUGGCUGUUGUGACUCAUUCUUCUUGUCUUCCCUCUAAUGAUCAGAUGUUGGAGUUCAGAGUCUUCAACUUUGCGAAAGAAGCCCAAGCCAUCAAAGGUCGUCUUCCAUUAACACCUGGUUCAUGUUUAACAUGGCUAGGUUAUAGUGAAGAAGGCCACCUCAGUUCUUAUGAUUCUAAGGGUGUAUUGAGAGUGUUCACUAGCCAAUUCGGAGGAAGUUGGUUACCUCUCUUCAGCGCUAGCAAGGAUAAGCCCGAGGAUAACUACUGGGUGGUUGGGCUGAAUGAUAGCAAAUUGUUCUGUAUUCUCUGCAAAAAUCCUCUGACAUAUCCUCUGGUGACACCCAAGCCAUUUCUUACACUGCUGAAUCUUUCAUUUCCUCUAGCGUCUUCCGAUCUGGGAGCUAACGAUCUUGAAAAUGAAUUUAUGUUGAGCAACCUAUCUCUCUCACAGAUUCAGAGAAAGAUUGAUGAAAUGGCCACUUCUCGUCAAAAUAUCAUGUCACUAGAAGACAAAGCUUUCGAUAUUGAGACAUCUCUUGACAGAUGCAUCUUGAAGCUUAUUGCGGCAUGCUGUAAUGGUGAUAAGUUUGAGAGAGCUGCGGAGCUUGUGAAACUUUUAUCUUUGGAUAAAUCAGUGCAAGGUGCGAUAAGGAUUGCUACUGUCCUGAAGCUUCCUGUGUUGGCUGAUCGCUUUAAUUGCAUCCUUGAGGAAAGAAUGCAAAAUGAAACUACUGGGACAACUCCAUAUACAAAACCAUCCUUUGAUGGUUUUAAUUUUAAAGCUCCCGAUAUCAUGCCUGUUGCUGAUAACAGAAGGAUGGAAUUUGAAAAUGCGUUGCCCACACCAAAGCUUCCUUCACCUCAGUUUUUCAAGCAAGAAAAAGCAGAAACAAGUAGGUCUACUGUGGGAAAAGAGAGAAUGGAAACCAAUGGAAGUCCUAGUGUUGAGAAAAUAAAGAUAACUGAUGUCAAGGUUCAGGGUGAAACUAAUCCCCCGAAAAAGUUGAUGACCAUUCCAGAGAAGCCUAGAUUAUUUGGUUCUGCUAAUGAAGUCACAUGCAAGGGAAACAAAGGUGAAGAGAUAAGUCCAUCUGAGUCUCAUCGACCUACAAAUCCAUUUGCAAAGUCACAGAAUACCCAGGUAAAGACAUCAUCUCUGUUGGAUUCUAUCAAGAAGAUGAAAGAUGGAGGUAAAAGCUAGUAGGGAAGAGCCCACUUUGUCAAUUUUACUUUCUAAUUUGUAUAUAUUGAUCUUGGCAUGGUUUUGGUACUGUAAAUUAUACAUGAAAAUAUUGAAAAGUGAAUGUAAUUCCAGCGUUCUUUCAUAGCAUAUUCAACGACUUCAAUCAUUCAA
Molecule: messenger RNA, 3154 nt
Organism: Papaver somniferum (opium poppy)
Lineage: Eukaryota; Viridiplantae; Streptophyta; Magnoliopsida; Ranunculales; Papaveraceae
Product: WD repeat and HMG-box DNA-binding protein 1-like
Exons: 12
Coding region: 80-3001 (973 amino acids)
Biological process (GO): mitotic cell cycle; DNA-templated DNA replication; DNA repair
Cellular component (GO): nuclear replication fork
Molecular function (GO): protein binding; chromatin binding
Source: RefSeq, a predicted model, not a curated record